This is a messenger RNA of Lacerta agilis (Sand lizard), 2747 nucleotides long. Its product is annotated as disintegrin and metalloproteinase domain-containing protein 21-like. Gene Ontology annotation, cellular component: plasma membrane; sperm head plasma membrane; external side of plasma membrane. Gene Ontology annotation, biological process: male gonad development; proteolysis. Gene Ontology annotation, molecular function: metalloendopeptidase activity. NCBI's taxonomy places the organism in Eukaryota, Metazoa, Chordata, Lepidosauria, Squamata, Lacertidae. The transcript has a single exon. The coding region runs from base 19 to 2133 and encodes 704 amino acids. The record is from RefSeq and is a predicted model, not a curated record.
CCGCGCGCGAGGGGAGAUAUGGGGCCGGGCGGCGCCGGUGGGGGACUCGCGUGGCUGCUGCUAGCCUCGGGCGCCUUCCUGAGCCAGGCCUCGAGCCAGGCGCCGCCUCAGGGCUUCCGAUACGUCUCCUACGAGGUGAUCAUCCCGAGGAAGAUGGCGCCGCGUCGCGGGCGGGAGCCCCAAGACCUCACGUACCUCGUGGAGCUGCAGGGGAAGGGCCACGUGGUGUACCUCCGGCAGAAGAGAGGCUUCGUGCCUCAGCACUUCCCGGUGUUCACGUACGGCAAGGAGGGAGACCUCCAAGCGGACUACCCUUUCGUCAGGGACGAUUGCUUCUACUACGGGUUUGUGCAAGGCCAGCCCUCCUCUCUGGUCGUGGUCAGCACAUGCUCAGGAGGACUUAGGGGCCUCCUGCAGGUGGAAAACAAGACGUACGAAAUCGAGCCGGUCCAGGCACCCACGAACUUUCAACAUGUGGUGUAUCGGCUGGAAGAAAAGGAAGGCGCCGUCCGCAUGAGGUGCGGGCUCACUAAGGGAGAUCAAAAUCUCCAGGAGGCAAUGAUCCAUAUCCCAGAGAAUAUAGAGCUCAGAAGGUCCCAGGGAGCACUCUGGCAGACACAUGCCAGAUAUGUGAAGGUUGCAGUUGUAGUGGAACAUGAGCUGUUUGUCCACACUGGCAGAAAUGAAAGUCUUGCUGCUAGAGAAGUACUGGAUAUUGUCCAUAUUGCAGAUUCACUCUAUAAGCCUCUUGGGAUUCAUGUAGUCCUAGUUGGACUAGAAAUAUGGUCACAAAAGAACCUCAUGGCAAUUGCUAAAAGUAUAGAUGAACUGCUUGAUGUUUUUAAUACUUGGAGAAAAACGACUUUCAUCCACCAUCUAAGGCAUGAUGUUGGCCACUUAUUUGUAUAUAAGCAUUUUGGAGAUAAGCUUGGAUUAUCAUUUGUGGGAACAGUGUGUGAUCCCAUUUGGGCAUCUGCUGUUGAGGCAUUUAUUACUUCUAGUUUGUUCUCAUUCACUAUAACUUUUGCUCAUCAGUUGGGCCAUAACCUUGGCAUGCAACAUGAUGAGAAAUACUGCACUUGUAGUCAGCAUUCUUGCAUUAUGGCUUCAUUACAGAGCAACACAAGUCAGUUUAGCAAUUGCAGUUUUGAUAGUUAUUCUACCCUAAUGAAUAGUGGUAGGAAACAAUGUCUGUUAAUUCCACCAGAGCAUGAGAAACUGUAUGAGCUCGAAAACUGUGGAAACAAGGUGGUAGAGAGCGGAGAACAAUGUGAUUGUGGUUCAGAAUUUCAUUGUGAAUUGGAUGCAUGUUGCCAGUCGAAUUGUAUGAUGCGGUCAGGAGCUACUUGUGCUUUUGGAACAUGCUGUGCCAACUGUCAGUUUCUUCCAGCUGGAACAGUUUGUAGAGAAAGGACUGACAUCUGUGAUCUUCCUGAAUACUGCACUGGGAUUUCAGAGUGGUGUCCUGAAGAUGUUUAUGUACAAGAUGGAGCUCCAUGCUAUGAUGGUGCCUACUGCUAUCACGGGAAAUGCUCUACUCACAUUCAACAGUGCAAAAUGAUAUUUGGCAAACAAGCAACGGUUGCCCCACUAGAUUGCUUCAAAGAAAUAAAUACGCGAGGUGACCGCUUUGGCAAUUGUGGCGUUAUUCCUGGUGAUGUUUAUAAGAAAUGUGAAAACAGUAGUAUCUUGUGUGGAAGAGUCCAGUGCAUAAAUAACGAUAAAGUGUCUAAUCUAAAUGAGCAUAGCACCAUAAUACAAACUCCUGUUAGCAACAACUUGUGCUGGGGUGCAUACUACCCAAGUGGAAUGGGCAUAGCUGAUAUUGGAGCAGUGAGAGAUGGUACACAAUGUGGCGAUGGCAUGAUAUGUAUUAAUAGGUAUUGUAUCAAGGUAUCCCUUCUGAACUAUGACUGUAAUCAAACAAAGUGCCACAACAGAGGAAUGUGCAACUCUCAUAAAAAUUGUCAUUGUAACUAUGGUUGGGCCCCUCCAUAUUGUCUAAAUGAAGGCUAUGGUGGCAGCAUUGACAGUGGACCCCCUCCACCUAAGAGUGGCAAUUUAGGUAUGACUAUAAGCAUUGUAAUAGUUAUUUUUACUGUUGUUAUUGGAGCUGGGGUUGGAAUCAUAUAAGGAAUUUCACUGAUAGAAGGUUUGAAAUUACUUACUGUAUAUUACUCAUUGAAGUGUCAGACUCCAGUAAGCUCUCAAAAGACAGCAAGUCCUAAAGUGUCUAAUCUGACAUUGCAAACACUUGGGAGAUAUUGAGCUUAUAAAGGAUUUCACUCAGUACAUUAUGCUGCAAAUAAUGUAUUUUGUUGCUUGUAAAACAAGUCUGGCCUCUCAAUAAUUUAAAAAUCUGACUUGCUAUUAAUUUUCUAGGCACAUCAGCUUAUGAAAAUACUUGGGCACCUAGAUAGUAAUGUUUGAGGAUGACUUCCCACAGGGUCUGUUGUAACAUAAUUACUGUGGAGUAUCACAUAAACAGAGCACUCUAGUGUGGGUUGGGGCUGACCAGGGCCUAUUUAAAUAGGUCCUAUCAGACUGAUCUUAUUUGCAGGUCAUGUUGAGGUAAUGCAAAGUGUUUAUUAGGGAAAUAAAUUGAAACCUGACCAAUUGUUCUAAUUGGCACCUGUGGUUUUUAAAAACAAUGUACCUCUGCUCUCUGAAUGGAGAAGCUGAAGUUCCAUGUUCUUGUUGAAGGCCAAGCAUAUAAGUAGUUAAUUAAUGGAGCCAUUUCCAAAACA